Messenger RNA from Notothenia coriiceps (black rockcod), 783 nucleotides. RefSeq names its product anaphase-promoting complex subunit 1-like. The transcript has 2 exons. The coding region runs from base 27 to 260 and encodes 77 amino acids. The record is from RefSeq and is a predicted model, not a curated record. NCBI's taxonomy places the organism in Eukaryota, Metazoa, Chordata, Actinopteri, Perciformes, Nototheniidae.
AGAACAGCUCAGUGUUGAGGUCCUACAUGAGGGGCGAGGCCCUCCCUCAGAACGGACAGUCCAUGUCGCUGGCCUGCUUCCUGGUGUACCGCUCCAUCCCCUGCCUCAGGAACACACACGCUCAGCUGGAGAGCUGCAGCUCUCUGGGAGAUUUGUUGUCUCGUAGCAGCCAGUUGAGGAUCCCUCUCAGAGAUCUACUGCGACUGGUUCCCGUCCUGCUUGGCUCUGCCUCCGGAGCAUUCCCUCUGCAAGCAUUUUGAUCCGAUGCUAGUCACCUGGCUAGCUAGCUCUCACAGGUGCUCUUCGUAACCUUACGUUCCCACUGCGAGCACAGGUAGGAUCUGAUUUCUGUAACACCUGCGAGUGUGUGCAGGAAGGGGAACAACGUAACGGCUGUCCUGCCUCUGAGAUGAACUGUUUGGAAAACACAGACUUUGUUUCCUUCUCAGUCACUAAUUAGUAGAGUUUUGUAAAAUAAUGUUGCUAUUUAGUUAGUUUUUUACAGCAUGAAGACAUUAGGCUGCAGUAAUGAUGCAGCACAUGUGCCAUUUCUUUGGUACAACAAAUCAAGUACCGUGACUUUUUUUAGAUGGGUGCCUCUUCCUCGAUGUUCCAACAGAAAACACAUUUUCUCCACCGCCAAACAAGGACAGAAAGGACCGGUCAGUACACGAUGGAAGGAUUGGCCUGUAGUUGUAUCGAUGUUGCCUUUGAGCUCAGGCCACUGUGUUCUGUCGACGAGACGACAGGGGCUAUCAAAUAAAAAAGUACUUGCACACUUGA